Fusarium poae is the source of this 1005-nucleotide messenger RNA. RefSeq lists its product as uncharacterized. The record is from RefSeq and is a predicted model, not a curated record. The coding region runs from base 1 to 1005 and encodes 334 amino acids. The transcript has 2 exons. NCBI's taxonomy places the organism in Eukaryota, Fungi, Ascomycota, Sordariomycetes, Hypocreales, Nectriaceae.
AUGCAGUCCAUCCUCCAGAAAACAACAGGUAUCGGCCCUCAGGUCGUCAAACCCGAGAACCUCCAAGGUCGCGUCGCCAUUGUAACAGGUGGCGCCUUGGGUAUUGGCUAUGAAGUCAGCCGUGCUCUUGCCCACGCCGGCUGUAAAGUCAUCAUGGUGAACCGCAAAGAAGAACAGGGCACGAGCGCUAUUGAAGCAGUCAAGAACGAGAAACAUGACGCCGACAUUGAAUGGAAAGAAUGCGACAUGGGUAACCUUGCUCAGAUCAAGCAAGUCUUUGGCGGUUUCCGCGAGUCUCUUGACAGACUUGACUUUCUAGUGCUGUCCGCCGGUAUUAAUACCAAUCAAUUUGGUCUAGACUCUGAUGGAAUCGAGAGACACUUUGGUGUCAAUUUUCUUGGACAUUUCUAUGUCUGCAACCAGCUGUGGCCUCUGUUGAGAAAGACGAGCAAGAUGGACAACACGCCACCUCCAAGAGUUGUCUUUGAGGCCAGCGAGAUGCAUCGUCUUGCGCAACUGUCGAAUGUACAAUUCAGGACAAAGGAAGAGAUCAACGACCCGGAUCUGGACUCGACUGCGCGAUAUAACCGAACCAAGCUGGCUAUGAUCUUGUUUGCAAAAUACGGACUGGCUGGUAAGGUCAUUGCCGAAAACAAGGACAAGAUUUAUGCUCUCUCCGUCCAUCCCGGAGCAGUCAACACUGCGAUGCAGCAGCAGUGGAAAGAUGCGUACCCAGGCCUUACAGGAAAGCUUCUUUCUUGGGCCAUGCUGGCUAUUGGUCGCGACGUCGAGCAGGGUUCUUACAGUGCGCUCUGGGCCUUGACGUCGUCUAGAAUUGAAGAGGAGGACUUGAAUGGAUACUAUUUUGUUGAUCCUGACAAGGAAGGCCAGGAGACAAGUCAAGCUUCCAACCCUGAGUUGGCGAGUAAUCUUUGGGAUCUCAGCACGAGCUUCAUCAAGGAAAAGCUUGGGGAUGAUGCCCUGAUUGAUUGGAACAGUUCAUAG